CUGAAAGUCUUUCCAUAGCCUCGGGCUGCUCUUCCCUGUCGUGUGACUUUCAGACUUUUGGCGUCUGUAGAGGGGUUAAAAUUAUAUACAUAUACAAGCAACAAAGGCGAGGAAAAGACUUGGACGCGGACUUUGACUUCACUCAGCCCAACGCUCGUCGACUCGGGGGCUGAAACCAACAUAGCCUGCCUCAAACACGUAUUGACUCGACUCUUACCCACGACCCUCGUACAUAACACGGAGAAAGAGAUAGGGACAAGAGAGGGAGCACUUCCAACAUGGCCGUCAACAUGAACACAUCACAAUUGCUCGAGCUGGACGUCGACCGGCGAGCCACAUCCCCCACGCCCGGCACGUCACUACCCGAAGACGACGGUAUGCGCUCACUCCGCCUAAAAAUGCAUGAGAUUCGGAACCUGGCAGCGUCAACCGAAGAGAAGGCAAGAGCAAUGCACUUGCUCAUGACAAGAGACUACAUCACAAUGAACAACCCCGAUCACGACAUGCCCGACCUCUUCCACCAAGGCCCGCUCUGUCACCCUGCCCGUUCAGCAGACAACCCCUACAACAUCACUCCAGAAGACCUCGAACCCAGCUACUGCCCCGAUCAUAUCAAUGACGAGGGAACCGGCCUCGGAUGCCCUCACUACAGCCGCAACGUCAAAGUACAAUGCUUCGAUUGCAACCAAUGGCACCCGUGUCGACACUGUCACGACGCUUCACCCACUCUACCCUUUCCUCAUGGCCUCAAUCGUAAAAUGACACGCAACAUGCUGUGCAUGCUCUGCAGCACUCCACAAACUGCUGGCCCCACAUGCACCAACUGCGGUAUAGACUCUGCCUAUUACUACUGUUCGAAGUGCAAGCUGUGGGACAAUGACAGCACAAAGAGCAUCUACCACUGUGACGACUGUGGCAUCUGUCGUCGCGGUGAGGGCUUGGGAAGAGAUUAUGUCCACUGCAAACGGUGUAAUGUCUGCAUCUCCAUCUCUACCAGUAGUACCCAUCCAUGUGUCGAAAGGGCUACAGACUGUGAUUGUCCUUUGUGCCUAGACUACCUCUUCUCAUCAUCGCUGCCGGUAGUGAGUUUGGCUUGUGGCCACUAUAUGCAUGGGAGAUGCUACAAGGAUCUCAUGCAUGUCACAUAUCGCUGUCCCGUAUGCAACAAAUCUGCCGUCAACAUGGAGCUCCAAUGGCGAAAACUCGAUGACGAGAUACGUCUGCAACCGAUGCCUGAGGACGAGUUUGAGGACUCUACUGCUGCGAAAGAGAAUCCAACGCAUCGUCGCGUACCUCGAAAAGUAUUUGUAGGCUGUAACGACUGUGGAGGAAGAGGCUGGUCCGCCUUUCACUGGCUCGGUCUGAAAUGCCCACACUGCGACGGAUACAACACAACUCAGACCGCUCAACUAGGCUCCGAAAUUCCCGGUACACGACCCAUCGUUCGUCGUCACGAGUUUGCUGGUGUAAACGCCCUGCCAUCCGUCGUGACAGGCGACGAAGAAAGAGCAGAUAGUGCAUACGGCCGCCCAGCCUCUCCAGCACAAAUACCCAUCCCCCAACAAUCACAACAACAAUUACCAGUGCAACAAGCAGUUUUUGCUCCCCACUCACCCACAGGACGAAGCUACUUCCUCCAAGCCGAACAGGAAGAAAGCACUCGCAAUACCGAGCGCGCAUUGACCGCCGGUGACGCGUUCAGAAAUCUGCCCUACGAUAUUCUACAACGCUUCAGCAGAAGUCUAUCGCCUAUGCGCUACUACCUCGAAGGCCUAGAUGUCAGUGGCACAGCUUCUCAACCACCCACACUAGAAGACCAGGCACAGAAAGACGAGGCACAGCUUAAACGACCACAAACCGCCGAAUCGCGAGAAGGCAGUUUCUGGGGCGAAGGCAAUGCAGGCGUUUUCUUCGGUGACAUUUCAGAAUCUGAUGAGGAAGAAGAAGAUGAUGAUGGAGAAGAAGAUGAGGAUGAGGAAGACGAAAGUGAAGAUGAGGAAAGCGAUGAUGAUGACGAUGGAGUCGGCAGUCAGUUUGGGGAUCGCGACGCUUUUCCAGUGGAAGAUGAGGACGAUUUGAGGUUGCCUGGGCAUAUGUGAGCUGGUUCCUGCGAACGGAGGGUAAAUUUAACAAGCAUUCACUGUUUGACUUUUGUGAAAUGAAUCGAAUACAAGCCAUGUUCUUAUUCCUCACUCACGGAAUCGUCGUUGACAUCCUGUCUCAUC
Aureobasidium subglaciale EXF-2481 is the source of this 2225-nucleotide messenger RNA. RefSeq lists its product as uncharacterized. The coding region runs from base 279 to 2099 and encodes 606 amino acids. The transcript has 2 exons. The record is from RefSeq and is a predicted model, not a curated record. NCBI's taxonomy places the organism in Eukaryota, Fungi, Ascomycota, Dothideomycetes, Dothideales, Saccotheciaceae. Gene Ontology annotation, molecular function: ubiquitin protein ligase activity; zinc ion binding. Gene Ontology annotation, cellular component: nucleus. Gene Ontology annotation, biological process: protein ubiquitination; ubiquitin-dependent protein catabolic process.